Messenger RNA from Alligator sinensis (Chinese alligator), 3487 nucleotides. It is a transcript of the gene TMEM41A, whose product is annotated as transmembrane protein 41A. Lineage: Eukaryota; Metazoa; Chordata; Crocodylia; Alligatoridae. The transcript has 4 exons. The annotation marks the transcript as partial. The record is from RefSeq and is a predicted model, not a curated record.
CCCGCCCCGGCGGGCCCCUGCUCUCGUUGCAGCUCGUUGAAGUUCCCGGCGGACCUGGAGGAGCUGCGCGAGCUGGCCGCGCGCAUGCGCUACUACCAGCGGGAGCACCGCGGCUACGUGCUGCUGCUGUUCAGUGCCGCCUACCUCUACAAGCAGAGCUUCGCCAUCCCCGGCUCCAGCCUCCUGAACGUCCUUGGUGGGGCACUGUUUGGCCCAUGGAUGGGGCUUGUGUUGUGCUCUUUCCUGACAUCUGUGGGAGCCACCUGCUGUUACCUACUCUCCAGCGCCUUCGGGAAGCAGUUUGUGGUCCACUAUUUCCCUGACAAAGUGGCUGUGCUGCAAAGAAAGGUGGAGGAGAACAGGAGCUGCCUAUUUUUCUUCCUGCUGUUUCUGAGGCUGUUCCCCAUGACCCCCAACUGGUUCUUGAACCUCACAUCGCCAAUCCUCAACAUCCCCAUAUCUCAGUUCUUUUUGUCUGUUCUCAUUGGUCUCGUGCCCUAUAACUUCAUCUGCGUGCAGACUGGCUCCAUCCUCUCCCAGGUCACCUCUCUGGAUGCCAUCUUCUCAUGGGACACGCUGCUGAAGCUGCUGGCUAUUGCUGUGGUGGCGCUGAUCCCUGGUACCCUCAUUAAGAAGUACAGCCAGGGACACCUCAUGUUGGACAGCAAGGGACAGAGCAUCCACCUGCUCAAUGGCAGAAAGAGCUUGUGAUAGGCUGCAGCUGGCAGCUCUGGGAGCAUCUCAUGGCAUAUCUGCAGGGCAGGUGCAAUCCUUGGCCCCAGCUGUCGGCAUUUUAACCUGCUGUUGGCACAGCCUCUCCAGCUGGCAGCAUGGGUGGAGGACAACCAGCAGUUUUUAAAGAUCUCCUUUUAAAUCUCAAAGGAGACAAAAUGGUCUUGUUUUUAAAUGGUGCUUGUAUGUAGGUGAAUGUACAGGGAGUGGGGAACUGCCACGGGGAUUGAGAUGGCUGUGCUCUGCUGCUGAGUGCUGCACUGGCCCCCAAAAUGCUAACUAGCAUGCCUGAUUUGAGUGCUAGUGGUCACUGCUGGCUGCUUGGCAUUCGUGCGCAGGUACCUUCCUGUUGCUAGUGGCUCUGCUGUGCUGGCUGGGGAGCUCAACAUGUGCAGGGCAGUGGCAGGCACCCUAGUCAGCUCUCCCACCAGGGCUUUUCACAAAGCUGCCUGGUGUUGUGUGCCCUUUCCUUGGUCUCUUUCCAGCACUGAGCUGAUGGUGCUGGCUUAAGUGCUGAAGGGGCAGUAGCUCUGCUGGUGUAAUUGCCCCAGGCAGAGGUGAGGGUGGUAUUGAGGCUGGCAAGAAGGGCUUUGCUUUCCCUUGCAAAGUGUAGGCAGUUAGUCAAGGUCUUGACUGCUGCAGCACUGACCUCAGGAGGAGAACAGUGCCUUUCACAGCUUGCCCAGCUGUGUUCCUUUUCUGACUCAUGCUGCCCCUGGCCCUACCUCAGCCAGGCACUCUUAAGAUUGCUAAGGCCAAUGUGGCUCUGCAGCUCUCUAUUGGCUGCAUUUCCCACCUCAGUGAUGCAGGCAGUUUCAGCACUUCCCAGCCAACAGGGACACUGCCCACUCUGGGGUGGCUUCUGGUUCCACCAUCACCUAGGAUCUGCCUCUAGGGAUGGCCAACAACUGGUGUCUCCACACAAGGUGCAGAUGCUGUGCCAUCCCAGGAUGAUACUGCCUGCAUUAGAGAAGGGACAUGGAGCUCCAGGACAGCUGUGCUUUCCUCAUUGAUAGUGGGGGCUCUGUGUCCUGUUGCCAGGAUGCCUGACCCCCCUCAGUUAUAAUUCCUGAGAAGAGGCAGCCCCUGGUCACAUCACAGUCACAGGUAGCGCGUGUUGUGCCUGCUUGUUUGUAAACCCCCUUGCAUGCAGCAGGAGCAGUCUCUCCAGGGCAUUGGUGCCAGCCUUGCUUGUGCUAAGUCGUGUCACUGUGGAAAUGGUAACUCCGUGGCCACAUUGCGUUGUGCCAGGGCAAAGUAUCCACUUCCUUGCCUCCUUGUCUGUGUUCUGGGCCUUGAGCUUUCACAAGAUCUGGAGAGAGGAGUUUUCUGAAAUGGCUGCUACCCCCAAGAGAUGAGGCUCAUGGGAACGCAGUGCAUGCCUGACUCGACCCAGCAGGGAUUGCCCAUCCUCAAUGGUCUCGAACCAAGUGCCUUGCCAACCAGUCCUGUGUGUUUACAUGGCAGUGGAUGGUUUUCCUAAUAAAUGGUUGUGAAAUUUUCUCUGCGUGAAUUUGGUGCUUGUGCAACUGGCCUUGAGGCAGAUCACCUUGCCCUAUGACAGGCCUUAGCCACACAGGCCCUAUCCACCCCUCUGCCUCAUGAAGGCAUGUGUGCUUUGAGAGAGGCUGGGAGCCAGGGUGGUAGGGGUCAGCCUGACUGUAAAGCCCUGGCCUGAGACCAAAGACAUGCUGUUUGUUGAUGAGGAAGCAGCUGCCAGCCAUGUAACUUUGGUGCCUGUGGGGCAGAGUGCAGAGGUGAGGCACCCAGUGCCCUAAGCUGCCUAGUGUCCUUGGUGGAGAAACAAUCAGCACAGAGGGAGUGAGCCAGAGCAGGAAGUCCAGGUGAUCAUGGAUGUGCCUGGUGUCCUUGGUGCACUUCAACCUGCCCUGCAAGGAGAGCACAGAAGUGCAGUUUGCCUGUGAGGAGCAGCCUCAGACUGGACCACAGGCUCCUUUUCCCCAGGUGCUGCUGACCUGCCCAACAAACUGGUGCAAAACAGGUGCUUGCUUGGGUAGCAACAGGAUUUGCAUCUGAGCACAGGACCCCUGCUACACUGAGGAGCCAAGACUUUGUACCCACCAAGCUGUGCUGUGCUGGGCUGUCUGCUCUGUGGCAGCCCCCUGGCCUGUGCCACAGAAACGGAUCAAGCCAGCCUUGCCCUGUCUGCCAGAUCCUAGCUGUAUCCUCCGGUGAGAGGCUGGAGUCUCCUGUCUUUGCCAGCACUCAUGUCCCAUGCCUCUGACUGUUCUGUAACUGGUUUCUGGGGUUUAGUGGCAUCUGCAGACUACUAAGGACUAGAGGGGAAAGAGCUUUGAAGGACAAAAGAAGAGAGUUGGCGUGCGGGGGGGCAAGAAAAGAACUUGAGAGGGAAGGGAUGCAGCAAAGUGCAUGUGUACCCAGUGACCACUGCUCAGCUGCCCUGCUGCUUUGAAGACUCACCCCAAGCCCAACACUCAGGGCCCGCAUCUACACCAGAAGAAUGCCUGUGCAGCCAAGCCACUCUCCAUUUUCAUCCUGGAUACUUGGGAGACUCCAGGGAGCAAAUGAGCAGCUGGAAGCAGACCGGUAAUGUAAAACGGGGUUCAGCAUUAACUGUUCGCUACUCUUUAAAAAGUGAUUUCCAGCAUGAAUCAUCCUAGCCCAACACCCUCAGCACCCAGAUGACAAGCCAAGGCUGGGACAGUGGAAGUACACUGGCUUUUUAUUCCAUGCAUUGUUUGCUUUGAUAGUCAUUCUUGUUCCCAUCACUGUA